Cyprinodon tularosa is the source of this 1151-nucleotide messenger RNA. It is a transcript of the gene mad2l2, whose product is annotated as mitotic arrest deficient 2 like 2. NCBI's taxonomy places the organism in Eukaryota, Metazoa, Chordata, Actinopteri, Cyprinodontiformes, Cyprinodontidae. Bases 273 to 905 code for a protein of 210 amino acids. The record is from RefSeq and is a predicted model, not a curated record. The transcript is spliced from 8 exons. Gene Ontology annotation, cellular component: zeta DNA polymerase complex.
GGGAAAGAGCUACGUCAUUUUUAUGCGCGAGGAGGCUAAUAACAUACCUUUCGCUUUGAAAAAUAUGAACAAAUAAACGUUUAAUCGGGUUGGCGUCGCUGUUGUUGUUUUUAUCAGACUCUUUUUGGAAUAAAUUUAAACCGCUGGCAUUUUUAUCAAACAUAAGAGGAAUGUCGAGCUUUUGAAUCUAAAAAUAUAAUCUGUCGCUUCCCAUGUAUAGCUAGCCGAAUAAAAAUCAUUGCCCCACUUUUUUAUUUUAUUUUAAAUAAACAAUGACAACUCUGACAAGGCAAGAUCUUAACUUUGGACAAGUGGUUGCUGACAUUUUGUGCGAGUUCCUGGAGGUCGCCAUUCACCUCAUCCUCUACGUCCGUGAAGUUUAUCCCUCUGGAAUCUUCCAGAAGAGGAAGAAAUACAAUGUACCCGUGCAGAUGUCCUGUCACCCUGAGCUGAAUCAAUACAUCCAGGAUACGUUACACUGUGUGAAGCCGCUCAUUGAGAAGAACGAUGCAGAGAAAGUGGUGGUGGUCAUCAUGGACAAAGAGCAUCAUCCAGUCGAGAGAUUUGUCUUUGAGAUUUCCCAACCUCCUCUCCUCUCAAUCAGCUCAGAGACUUUGCUGUCACACGUGGAGCAGCUGCUGAGAGCGUUCAUCCUGAAGAUCAGCGUGUGUGACGCUGUUUUAAACAACAACCCACCAGGUUGUUCUUUCACGGUGCUUGUGCACACCAGAGAUGCUGCCACACGCAACAUGGAGAAGGUUCAAGUCAUUAAGGAUUUUCCAUGGAUCGUCGCUGAUGAGCAGGAAGUUCACAUGAAGGAGCCCAGACUCAUUCCACUGAAGUCCAUGACGUCCGACAUUGUUAAAAUGCAGCUCUAUGUGGAGGAGAGAGCCCAGAAAACGUAAGGAGAAAAACAGAUCAUUCUGGGCAAGCUGAUCGGUGACAGCUGCACAUAAUCAGCUGAAUAUUUAUCACAGCCUGUCGCUGCAAGAUCAGUUCUAAUGAAGACAUGGCGUCAGGAAAUGUUUAAUAUUCCUCAUGGAAACUAUCUGCAGGGCUUUCCUAUCUUUGCUCUCGCAUUGUACAUCAGACGGAAACAUUGGGAUGCUGUCUGAGAAAUAAAAAAUGAAACAUCCUGCUGAGAAAGAUGA